AUGGAUACACUACCACAUCAUAUAUUGAGGAUUGUGAUAGAGGCAUUGGCUAAUGAACGUGACAAUGCUUCAUGUGCCUUGGAUGUGCUGGCACUCUGUCUAACAUGCAAGACAAUGUUCACAUUGCUAUUGAAUAACAACUCACCCAAAUACUUUAUGCGACUUACCAACUGUAUCAACAACAACAACAACAAAGACAACAAUGACAACAACAAAGACAACAACAAUGAUAAUAACAACAACAAUGAAAAGAUUGACAAUGUACUUUUAACAUUGAUCAGAAAGUCAUCGACUAAAGCAUUGGCAUUGGAUGAUCGAUACAAUGAUGAUAUUACCAAGCUAUCACUACCAUCAUCACUCAGAACGUUGGUAUUGGGCAAUAUGUUCAACCAGUACAUCGCACCUGGACAGCUGCCCGAGUCAUUGACAAGCCUCACCUUUGGUCAUGACUUUAAUCAAUCGAUUGCAAAGCCACCCUCGAUCUUUGGCAUUGUGAAGAGCUUAAUAUUAGUUCCCGACCCUGACACGCCCACACCAUGGCAUGGAGCGCUGCCCCAGUCCCUCUUGAAGUUGGUCUUUGGCACAAACUAUACCCUGCCGCUAGAGGCUGGCACUCUCCCGCCCUCGCUCUUAGACCUGACGCUCGGCCACAACUUCAAUCUCCGAAUUGGACCCGGUGUGUUGCCUGUGACCCUACAGCGUUUGAUAUUCCCAUCGACAUAUGACAAGGCGUUGCCAUUGAGGCCCUUGAAGUCACUCACAGAGCUUGCUCCCAGGAAAGCUUUAAAGACUCCCAAAGUCAACACGGUCACUGGUAUCUUGACACAGUAUGCCGUUGGCAUCUACGAGGCGAUGAGGUCGGACUUUGACCUGUACCCUGUUGGCUCGCUCCCAUCAUCGCUCACCAACCUCAAGUUCAACGACUGCUUCAACGACCCAUUGGCACCAGGCACCCUGCCUCAGUCUCUCGUGAGGUUGGUCUUUGGCAAGGAAUACAAGGAGGUGAUCAAAGUUGGCUCGUUGCCAAACUCAAUCACUGAGUUGGUCUUUGGCGAUCGAUUCAACAGGACCAUCUUGCCUGGAUCGCUGCCCACCUCCCUCAAGACCCUUGUCUUUGGAAUCAAUUAUAACAAAGCGAUUGUCGUGGGAGGCUUGCCAGACUCAAUCACCAGUCUCUCCUUUGGACAUUUUUUCAAUCAAGAGAUCGCUCCUCGUACCCUGCCCAGGUCACUGACGGCACUUCGUCUUGGAAUUAAUUUUAACGUGACGAUUGAGCCAGGAGUGCUACCAAACAACCUUGAGCAUAUGACCCAUGGUGGCUCAGUGGAGUCCAUCCCCAUUGGAUCGCUUCCAGAGUCCUUGAAAUCAUUGGUUUUAGGUAGCAGGUUCAACCUGCCAAUUGAGCCCGGAAUGAUUCCUGGAUCCCUACAAUCACUGGUCUUUGGCAGCAACUUCAACAGCACCAUUGAGCCCGGUGCCUUGCCAAACUCAAUCACCUAUUUAGUCUUUGGCAAGCAGUACUCAAAUGUUAUCUCGACAGAAUGGUUGCCAGAGUCGCUGAUUGACCUCAUUCUACAAGCGCCAAGCACUGAUAACGUCCAAUUCCCACACAAGCUCACAAUGUUGACUGUGAGCACGGUACAGAGUCUUAACAAUUACCUGGCGCAAUACAAUCCCAGCAGCCACUCGAUCGAAACAAUCACAGUGGAGUUAGAUAGCAUCAAACCGAUGUUCACAGCAUCAACAAUCAAACUCAAAAAACUACUACUUAUUGUGCCAGAGGUAUAUAACAAUAUGCAAGAACUCUUCACUCUGUUGGUAGCCUUCUACCCCAACGUGGACAAGUUCGAGAUAUACUGCUUUGCCGAAGAUGUAACACCCAACAAUCUUCAAGAGUUCAACUUGACCCAUUCCAUCACCCUGAAGGGCAAGUGGGUACAGCGUACAGACAGCAGCCUCCAAGAGUCCAAAGGCAUGGUUCGUCCACUUACCUGCUACAUGUCGCCAGGUAUCAACAGUCAACCAUCCAAAUAA
Acytostelium subglobosum LB1 is the source of this 2034-nucleotide messenger RNA. RefSeq lists its product as hypothetical. Bases 1 to 2034 code for a protein of 677 amino acids. The transcript has a single exon. Lineage: Eukaryota; Evosea; Eumycetozoa; Acytosteliales; Acytosteliaceae. The record is from RefSeq and is a predicted model, not a curated record.